Messenger RNA from Daucus carota subsp. sativus, 853 nucleotides. RefSeq lists its product as uncharacterized. The coding region runs from base 51 to 725 and encodes 224 amino acids. The transcript has a single exon. Lineage: Eukaryota; Viridiplantae; Streptophyta; Magnoliopsida; Apiales; Apiaceae. The record is from RefSeq and is a predicted model, not a curated record.
ACAACCUUUACUUCACAACCUACGACAAGAAAAAACAAAUAUAUUAAACAAUGUCUCAAGCAAUGCUUGUGUCUCUUUUGUUCUUCCUAGUUCCAGCAGUCCUGCAAGGAACCAAUGCAGUCACUUACAGUGUCACUAACAAUGCCGCAACAUCCCCAGGUGGUCAGAAAUUCACUAAUCAAAUCGGAUUAGGCUACACUAAACAAGCAUUAUCGUCGUCAGCUGACUUUAUAUUGAGGACUUUCCAGCAGAAUAAUCAGGCUGAUAAGAAGAAUGUUCAGCAAGUGAGUCUGUUCAUCGAUAAUAUGAGCGGAGUCGCGUACACCAGCGGUAACCAAAUUCAUGCAAGUGCAAGGUACAUUCAGAGCUACAGUGGUGAUGUGAAGAGGGAAUUCACAGGAGUACUUUAUCAUGAAAUGGCGCAUGUUUGGCAAUGGAGCAAUGGAGCUCCAGGGGGUUUGAUUGAAGGAAUUGCAGAUUUUGUGAGGCUUAAGGCGGGGUAUGCCCCGAGCCACUGGGUGCAACCGGGGAAGGGUGACAAAUGGGAUCAAGGCUACGACGUCACAGCUAGGUUCUUGGACUACUGUAAUAGUCUCAGAAAUGGUUUUGUGGCUCAGCUCAACAAGAAGAUGAGGAAUGGCUACAGCGCUAGCUUCUUUAACGACCUUUUAGGCAAAUCAGUUGAUCAGCUGUGGAGUGAGUACAAGGCCAAGUAUCAGACUUAGAUAUAUUUGAUAAUGCCAUAAUGGCCACAGCUCAGAGGCGAGUAUUAAUAUUGUCAGGGAUGUAAUGUAUGCACAACUAUAAUAAUUUCCUGACAAAUAAAUCAAUAAAUUCUCUAACUUAUGCACUA